AGAACCACAAUUGGGCGCCAUCGAAUUUUAGAGUUUAGCGCCCUAAAAGAAAAGUAGCCGCGGAUUUUCCUCUCGCUCUGCCUCUCUGGAAUCUGGAUCUCACAUUCUCACCCUUUCUCAGUCUAGACGGCGCGAUAAGUUUGAAAAGUUUGGCUGCCAAUCCAUAAUCCAUUGCUUAGCUUCUUUAAGGAUAUGAAUACAUCAAACCCUGCGGUCUUUGUCAAUGGGGGACUCCUGAGCAUGUAUGUGGGACGAAGGGUACGGACAGUGAUUCAAGUUCUGCGAUCUGAACGUGGAGUUGUAGUUGGAAAAUCCACAGAUAACAUGGAACUAGUUGUUAAAGGCUCCCCUCCCUCUGUUCCUCUUUCAACCUUUGUUGAAGUCAUUGGAAUUGCUGAUGGUGAGAAGUCCAUCCGGGCUGACAUUUGGACCAAUUUUGGGGACACAUUUGACGUUAAUAGCUACAAUCAGCUCUGCCAACUUGCAAACGGGGAGUUUAAGCACUUGUUCAUCUGAGGUAGAGGCAGCUAUCUUUUGAUGCAUUGAAAGGUGCUUCCUACCUUUUGGCUAUGUAAGUAGAUGGUAUAUUUUGAUAAACUGGUCAUUGCUCUAAUCUGUUGAAGCCGUCCUGAAUUGGCCGAACCUAUGUUUUGAGCUUUCAGUCAACUGCUAGUUAGUUGAAGUAGUAUUUGUGACUCAUAUUUGGCUCUUUGAUUAUUGUGUAGCUGUUUUAUCUUUGGUUCCUUGAUUUCUAGAACAGAACACUCGUCCUCCUUUCUCUCA
Tripterygium wilfordii is the source of this 783-nucleotide messenger RNA. Its product is annotated as replication protein A 14 kDa subunit B-like. The record is from RefSeq and is a predicted model, not a curated record. Gene Ontology annotation, molecular function: DNA binding. Gene Ontology annotation, biological process: DNA repair; DNA recombination; DNA replication. Bases 193 to 516 code for a protein of 107 amino acids. Gene Ontology annotation, cellular component: nucleus. The transcript is spliced from 4 exons. Lineage: Eukaryota; Viridiplantae; Streptophyta; Magnoliopsida; Celastrales; Celastraceae.